AUGACAGGAGUUGUUUCUGAGAGGCGAAGUCGCGAAGAUGGAUGUCGCGAAAACGGAAUUGUUGCCUUGUAGCCUGACUACAAUUUCCCACGUCCUGUUCGACUAUCACAACUCAAGAAUUACUCGAUCGAUUUGUCCAGAUCUUUGCUCUAAGCCGGUCUAAUCCUCAAGGGAUUCAUUGUCGUCAAAGAUGUCCGUUCUACAUAUGAGGCGAAAGGAUGAGUCAUGGGGUAUCAGAAGGACGGGAACUCCACCUGUGACCAUUGCUUUCUUAGCUAGUUACCCUCAGACCGCCUUUCCGUAAGUCAAUUCUACUCCAAAGCCACAAGAGAUGGAGUCGAAGCCGAUUAUUCUCCAUCUUGGAGAUGAUAUCAAGUGGAAUCAUGAUCUAUACCAGAAACUACAGGAGAGAUUUGAAAUCAGAAGAAGUUACAAGAUGGAUCGUGGGGCGUUCAUAAAAGCCCUCAAAACGAAAAAGUUUGGGAACUUUGUGGCAAUAUAUCGCCCAUUCUGGAAUACCGGAGGGGAGAUGGGGAAGUGGGACCGUGAAUUGAUCUCUCUUCUCCCAAAUUCCUGCAAAAUAUCCGCCAGUGCCGGAGCAGGAUUCGAUUGGGUUGAUACGAAGGUGAUGGCCGAUCAUGGCAUCGUAUAUUGCAAUGCAGCAUCUGCUUGUACCGAGUCAGUAGCCGAUGCUGCAAUUUGGUUGAUCCUAUCCACGUAUCGAUUGUUUUCUUGGUCGAGUCAAGCAGCUCGUUCGCUCUCCGUCUCCGAAUUCGUUGAUGCCAAUCGCAACAUUGCUGCCAUAUCCAAUAAUCCAUCUGGUUCAACUCUUGGGAUCAUUGGUUUGGGUCGGAUUGGAUUUCGUGUUGCGCAAAAAGCACAGCAAUGUUUUGGUAUGCGAAUCAUCUACCAUGACGUGAUGCGUAUGGAUAUUAAGAAGAGCAUCGAUGCCGAAUUCCACUCCCUCCAGACGAUGUUGGGAAAGGCAGACUGUGUCUUGAUUGCAACACCAUUUAACGGCGAUCAACUACUAUCUCAAGAACACUUCCGCAUGAUGAAGAGAGGUAGUCGUUUGGUGAAUGUGGCAAGAGGAAAAUUGUUGGAUGAGGAUGCCCUCAUCGAAGCGUUGGAGUCGGGUCAACUUUCGGCAGCCGGAUUGGAUGUUCAUUUCAAUGAACCCGUCCUCAACCCGAGGUUGGUGAAGAUGAGGAACGUGGAACUUCUCUCACACACGGCUGGUGCCUCUCUAGAAUCUCAUAUCGGUUUUGAACGUUUGGGAAUGGAGAAUAUUCUAAGUUUCUUUGAGACUGGCAAGGCAAUAAGUCCUGUGAAUCUUCAGAUGAUGGCAAAAUUCUGAUUCAGAGAAUGAAAGAGCAUGCAGAGCUGACACUCAUACACAAGUCUAGCGGAUGGUCCUCCCUAUCUAGACAUUCUUUGUCA
Eremomyces bilateralis CBS 781.70 is the source of this 1440-nucleotide messenger RNA. RefSeq lists its product as uncharacterized. Gene Ontology annotation, cellular component: cytosol. The coding region runs from base 332 to 1357 and encodes 341 amino acids. Gene Ontology annotation, molecular function: NAD binding; hydroxypyruvate reductase [NAD(P)H] activity; glyoxylate reductase (NADPH) activity. Lineage: Eukaryota; Fungi; Ascomycota; Dothideomycetes; Eremomycetales; Eremomycetaceae. The record is from RefSeq and is a predicted model, not a curated record. The transcript has 2 exons.